Aspergillus uvarum CBS 121591 is the source of this 1221-nucleotide messenger RNA. RefSeq lists its product as uncharacterized. Lineage: Eukaryota; Fungi; Ascomycota; Eurotiomycetes; Eurotiales; Aspergillaceae. The transcript is spliced from 4 exons. The record is from RefSeq and is a predicted model, not a curated record. The coding region runs from base 1 to 1209 and encodes 402 amino acids.
AUGUCCCAGCUAAGCAGUCCGAAUACGGUGAAGAGUGUGAUUGUCACGAAGAUAUCCGCUGUUCUGGUCUCAUUGUAUACCAGAGACGAGAUCGUCGAUAAGUCAUCUGAGCACUUCCACAAGAGCAUCGCCGAGGAACCUUAUAAUCAAACUGACAUUGACCCAUCGAAACUUGGACCAAGCCCGAAGCUAGAUGACUGUGAAGCGGAAUUGCGCCGCAGUCCCAAAUGCGAGAUUCCCCAAGACGAGCAAACCGUCAUAGACCUCGGACUUCAACCGUCUAUGAAAAUGCCUGAUAGUCCGAGCGGUAUACCGGUCAACAAGCGUGUGGCAAGGUGUCUCUCCAAUACGGUAGAUUGGGAUGAGGAUUUGAGGCCCAGCAACGAGCCAGCCGAAGUGACGGCAUACCGGGGAAGCACAGAAGCCACUUCGGUCCCAUCACCCUUACCUGGGGAUACCUAUACCUUCAAUGACAGCCACAAACCUCGCAGAGCCACGAGUGCGUCCAAAGGGAAGGCGAAGCGGAAGAAGCUGUCGACAGGAAGACUUUCUACAACAGCCCAGCGGACUGUGUCGAAGAAGACCAACCCGAAAAAACGCGGAGCUCCUGUGUCAGAUGAAGCGGGAAAGGGCGAGAAGCUUGGAAACCGGCGAAAGAGGCUGGUUGUGACCCUGCGACAUGUUGGUAGCUCCCGUAGUGCCGGCACCCAAUCUUCUCGAGCUCUUCUGGGUGAUAAAGCGUCUGUUGAUGCUGUGUUAAGCUCUGCGGCUACGGACAAGAACCUCGAAACUCUUUUGUCCGACAAGGAGAACAUGGACUCAAUCCUGUCUAUCGUUCAAAUUCCGGGAAUUGACGGCAGUGACAGGGUAGAGCUCCAUCGCUCUGGCCUCCAGGCUAGAGACGACCGGCCGGAAAUAUCCGGACCUAUCCUAAAAACUGCCGUGCAUAAAAUGCUGUUGGAGACUAGCGAGUCCCUCAACCGCCACAUCGAGAGCGAGAACACCACUAUAAGCGAGGUGUUUGAGUCAUUCCGGAAGAACUGCCAUGACAUGCUUGACCAGCUAUCAGAAGCCCAGGAGGCACGGAUUAGAUUAUGCCAGCAACAGAUGGAAGGCAUUCGCAAACAUCAUUCCAAGAUCUGCGAGGAACUGGUUCACCGGAUGGAAAGAGAUGAGCAGCGAUUCCAGAAGCUCCUCGACAUCACUUAACCUUCUAGAUAU